This is a messenger RNA of Lutra lutra (Eurasian river otter), 5976 nucleotides long. It is a transcript of the gene TENT5C, whose product is annotated as terminal nucleotidyltransferase 5C. The record is from RefSeq and is a predicted model, not a curated record. Lineage: Eukaryota; Metazoa; Chordata; Mammalia; Carnivora; Mustelidae. Gene Ontology annotation, molecular function: RNA binding; poly(A) RNA polymerase activity. Gene Ontology annotation, biological process: mRNA stabilization. Bases 434 to 1609 code for a protein of 391 amino acids. The transcript has 3 exons.
AAUCAGAGAGCACCUUUUGCCCUGCCCUCGCCGUCAGCGCCCAGGCGGAAGGAUCCCGUGGGCGCUGGCUCCGCCCCACCCCGCCCCUCGCUCCCCUGGGAGGGAAGGCUUGGGGCGGGGGUGGGGGGGUGGGGGCGUGGUCAUAGCCGUAUAAGAACGGAGGGGGGCGGCGGCGGGACCGUUCACUCGGUGCCGCUGCCUGGGGGCUGUAGUGACCGCGCCGCUCCUGCUGGGGGCUGCCCACGCCAAGGACCGGCCUCUGUCGUCUCCUCUUCCGCCUCCCAGGGAGGCAGUCUGGCUGUACCAGCAGGGGUUCUGUCCUUUGACAUUCUUGUUUGUGAAGAUGGAAAACUUAAUAUCUCUGGAGUCAAGCUUUUACUUGAGAUAACUGAAACCUUGUGUCUUAAGUUUCCCUGCCAGCUCGCCCCCCAAGAUGUCAGAGGAGAGCAGCAAUACCAGGGACUGCAUGUCCUUCAGCGUGCUCAACUGGGAUCAGGUGAGCCGGCUGCAUGAGGUCCUGACCGAGGUCGUCCCCAUCCACGGACGAGGCAACUUUCCAACCUUGGAGAUAACACUGAAGGACAUCGUCCAGACCGUGCGCAGCCGGUUGGAGGAGGCGGGCAUCAGAGUGCAGGACGUCCGGCUGAACGGCUCUGCAGCAGGCCACGUCCUGGUCAAAGACAACGGCCUGGGCUGCAAAGACCUGGACCUGAUCUUUCACGUGGCUCUUCCCACGGAGGCCGAAUUUCAGCUGGUCAGGGACGUGGUGCUGUGCUCCCUUCUGAACUUCCUGCCGGAGGGCGUGAACAAGCUCAAAAUCAGCCCGGUCACUCUGAAGGAGGCGUACGUGCAGAAGCUGGUGAAGGUGUGCACAGACACGGACCGCUGGAGCCUGAUCUCCCUCUCCAACAAGAACGGCAGGAAUGUGGAGCUCAAGUUCGUCGACUCCAUCCGGCGCCAGUUUGAGUUCAGCGUGGACUCUUUUCAGAUCAUUCUGGACUCCCUGCUCUUCUUCUACGACUGCUCCAGCAGCCCCAUCUCUGAGCACGUCUACCCCACGGUGAUCGGGGAGAGCAUGUACGGGGACUUCGAGGAAGCUUUCGACCACCUGCAGAACAGACUGAUUGCCACCAAGAACCCCGAAGAGAUCAGGGGCGGGGGACUGCUCAAGUACAGCAACCUCCUCGUGCGGGACUUCCGGCCCACAGACCAGGAGGAGAUCAAAACUCUUGAGCGUUACAUGUGCUCCAGGUUCUUCAUUGACUUCCCGGACAUCCUCGAACAGCAAAGGAAGCUGGAGACCUACCUUCAAAACCACUUUGCCGAAGAAGAGAGGAGCAAGUAUGACUACCUCAUGAUCCUUCGCAGGGUUGUGAACGAGAGCACCGUGUGCCUCAUGGGGCACGAGCGGAGGCAGACCCUGAACCUCAUCUCCCUCCUGGCCUUGCGCGUGCUGGCGGAGCAAAACAUCAUCCCCAACGCCACCAAUGUCACCUGUUACUACCAGCCAGCUCCCUACGUCAGUGAUGGCAACUUCAACAACUACUAUGUGGCCCACCCUCCAGUCACCUACAGUCAGCCGUACCCUACCUGGCUGCCCUGUAGCUAAGCUUGAGACCUGAGGGCUUCCACAGUGGGAACCCCAAUAGGGCAAAGGCUCUCAGGGAAGGGAGCCUCCUUCUAGGUGUAGGUGUUUGGCUUUUAAAGGGGAACUCAGCUCUGAUUCUGCUCUUUUUUUUCUUUGUGCACCCAUUGGAAUGGGUCUACAGUCUAUCAUGAGCCAACCCUGAAGGGACCCGAUAUUCCAGUGCCACUUUGGAAAAUGCUAUAGGAAGGACCACCUCUCCACAUCUUUCCAGGAUAGACACUAACAUGCCAUGUCCCCAACACACGCACGGGGAGAUUGGAGCUCCGUGCACUAAUGGAAUCUGGGAGAAAGCUUGGGCAGUGUCUCUUCUCAUUCAAGCCUAGAGUAGGCUCUGUUGGCCCUCACAGGAUUCUCAGCUGUUCUAUGAGAGUUGUGGUUGCAGUCUAUUUUCUUGUACCGAUUUUAGCCAGGCAGCAAAUGGUGGACAUGAGAGUGGUCUCGUGACUUCAUUUUUGUUCAAGGGACUGAAUAUUGCUUAUGUUUAUUCCCUGUUAGAGCUGAGGGUUUCUUUCCUGAACAAACCAAAGCUGGUAGCUGGAGAAUUAAGAUCUGGUUGACAGUGGUUUAUGGUUUAGAUGCUGUGCUCUCACGAGGAAUUGUGAGAUAUUGCUGAGGAAAAAAAAAAUGACCUUUGCUUGAAAUGUAACUUGAAAACAAAAUAAAAUGUGGAACAUAAUGUUAAAGCAGAAUUGUGGUGGUGGCGGUGGGGUGGGGGAGGGGGUGAUUGUAAAUAGGAAACGUGAAUGUUCAGUUUUUUUUUUUUUUUCUUUAAGGAAUUCUUAUUGAAUGACACUUUCCCCCCCUUGCCUUAGCAGCUCAUCACUUUAGUUUUGCUCUUCCUAAGACUAAGGAUUGUGCUGAGUCUAGAGUCCUAGUAGUGAGAGGGUCUUCCCAUGUUUUAAUUGGAAACCUGUUUUGGUCACAUUCCCAGUAUGACAAGCUGUUUUUCUGGAGUAGCGGGGCUGAUUGUUUUUUGUUUGUUUUUAUUCUUUCUUCAAAAAAUAGUGAUUUCUUCUCCAGGCUGUUUUUGGGCUGCAGAUGAAUUCAGGAUUUUCAGUAGAAAGGAAUGACCUGUGGAAUGACCUGCUGUUGUGGGCAGAGUUCUCUGGCUCACGAUUGCUUUAGAAUUGAACCCGCUGUCCCUGUGCUGUGUGCGAGGUGGAGGUUUAGGGCUCAUUUGGGCUUGGUGUGCACUGGAGCUGCCAGGGCUCCUUGAAUGAUUAAUUCUGGGGGAUUUGGGAAAGAAUGAAGUAAAUGGAGAAUGGUCUUCCUUAUUCUGAUAGACUUGACCGUACUUGUGUCUGUUGUGCACUUUAGAAGGAAAACAGUGUUAAUCUCCAGUCCAAAGCAAGCUUGGUAAAUGGGAGAGUUCUAGGCUACUGCUUUCCCAGUCAUUCAGAUAAGGAAUUUUUUGUGUUUUGAAACUUUUCUGGGAUCUCUUAGGAAGCAUCGCUCUAGGGUAUUGAGGGCACAGGAACUCAGUAUGGCCAACCAGCUUGGUCUAUAAAGUGAUUUCAUCAAAUCCAUGCUCCUGAUUUUUUUUCUUCCGUGGCCAGAAAAACCCCAAGCCCUGAGUGAUUGCUUUCCUUUUUCCUUGCCUUACACAAUGAAGAUACUUUAAAAAAGAAAGGCUUAGCAGAAAACAAGUGGUUUCCCUUUUUCUGAAGAUGGUAUUUUCAGGGUUUUUUUGGGAAUGUGAGGUCUUGGUCCUCUUAAAAGCAGAUAGGGCAUGACUGAGCCUCAGGGUCCAGCUGGUAUCCGUGUUGUGUUACAUUAGGUGAAUAGAAACCACUUCUGUGUGUAAGUGACCGGCUCCGGUUUGCCUGUGAACCGUAGUUACAUUUGAAUGCUCUGGCUUUGAGUCUAGGCUAGUUCCAUACUGAGGGGGUGCCCAGCAUGCUUCAGGGUUAAAAGGGGGGAAUGAAGAAUGAACCCUAACUUUAAAAACUAUGUACUCAUCCAUAACAUUAAAAGGCUGCCAUUGUGGUCUAAAGGCAACAUCUUUGUGCAGAACUGACAGAUCUGAUUAACCAAAACUUUGAGAUGUGAUGAAGCCACCAACAUAAGCACUUGCUAACAGAAGUCAGUGUUGCUCCUACUAGAAGGCUUGAGGAUCAGGGGGAUGAGGCUCCAGAUGAAAAUAGAAUCAGAACCACAUCAAGUAAUUAAAUUUCCACUUUGCCCUUGGAGUUUUUUCUGCAUAUAUAUAUAUAUAUAUUUUGUUUGUUUGUUUUUUGUUUUUUGUUUUUCUUUUGCUGUUACUAGUCGUCCUCUGAGGAUGAAGGGAAGCCCAGAAAUGGUUAGAAAUUCCCAGUCAACCCCCUACCCCCCGCACCAGUUCUUUACCACCAUUGCACCAUGACCAUCUUAGUGCAAUCUGUUCACCUGAAGUUCUUAGCCCUGCCAUUUGGGAGUUUGAAAGUAGACACGUGUUCUAGAAUGUUCUACUACAUCAGGGUAAAAAGCUGCACUGACCAAAGCUGAGCUUUUAAAACAUCACCCUGGUCCAGUGGUGUCUCUACCUGUUCUGCAAGGCCUUUGCCGGCCUCAGAAUAGAUUGGAUAACCUUGAAUUUCAGGUGUUUGGAAAUUCCAGCUGAAACCUGCCUUUCAUGCUGCUCACACAAGCACCAGGUCCCCUGAACUGGUACUGAGACCUGUGGUUCCUCUUUUUGUGUGUGUUGAGUAACAUGAAACUUGGCAGUGGUCAAGGGCACUAAAGUUCAAGUACAAAUUCUAAUAUAAAUCUAAGCAGUCUCAUUUGCUUCAGGACUCUGAAGUUCUCUAAUGCUUUCUGCAAGUAUGCAGCUUGUUUUCCUGGCCUGCUUCUUGGAAUCCAUUUGAGCGGCAGUGAGAUUAAAACAGUACCGUUUCCCCUCGUGUUGGCAGAAAGGCACAGCCUGAAUUCCUGGCCUUAGGCUUCAGUCUCACCCUUACAUUUUACUUUGGCAGUAAGACACGAUUCCUCACUCAACUUCAGCUCUGAAACUAAACUCUAUCACGGACACCUUCCAAAGCGGGUUCCUGCUAAGUCCACGUGGGCUGGGGUGCUGCCCACACCUGGGAGCACCUGGCAGCUGGGGAGAAUCAGGGAGGAAAGAUGCUGGGGCCCUGCUGUGUGCUGACAGAUGUGGCUUGGUGUUCGAGUUCUCCCCUCUCCGCACCCCACCUGAUUUUUUUCCCCAGGGAUUUGAGUCACUGCAAGCUGUGUAUAAACCCAUGUUUUGUGGUGACAUAUUAAUAAUCAUAUCGCAUUAAUAAUCACAGUGCCCCAAAUCUGCUUAUCCUUCUGCCUCCCUUCGAGCACUAGCUCCUUCCCUUCAUGGUAGGUUGGGAUUUUAACUAGCACUGCUUUGUUAACUUUGGGAAAUGGUGCCACUCAAGAGUGACUUCCUUAGUUUAGGAAUACCUUCUUUCUAGUGAACUUGCAAGUACUGCUGCCUGGUUUCGGGAUGCUCCUAGAUUCUGGGCUCAGAUAUAUUGCUAGUUAUCCACCUGUGGGAAGAGACCCUGUAGCUCCCCAGGGCCAUGAUUUCCUGGGUAUCACUCUGGGGCUCUCUCUGAAGGAGAACCCUUUGGUUGGAUUCUGUAAGGUGAAGGACUCCUGUUUGCCAGGGUUGGAGUCCGAUCCUUAAUCUGGCAGAGACCAGGAUGUCGCAGCUCAUUCUGGAACCUACUGAAGUUUAGCCAAUUACUUUCAGAGGACCAAGGGAGGAUGGGUUUUAAAAGACCUGGCAACUUUUCAGGAUUACUUGUGGAGACUCCUAAAGGUGAGGAUCAGGAAAGAAAAUGUGUUUUUGUUUUUGUUUUGUUUUGGUGAGUUUUCAAUCUUGUUUACCUAUCACUUUUUCAAAAAUAGUUUAAGUGUAAGCUAAAGAAAAUGCUUGGAGGUUUGCCUAGGCUGGUGAGAGUUGGUAAAAAUUGUCAUGUGUGUUUGUAUAGGAAGGUGAGAAGAUGGUCCACUAAAGAGGAAGUCGUUAAAUAAUAUGGAUAUGUGGGCGUUUUAAAUCUCAAGUCAUCUGGUCUCUACCCCCUCAAAGGAUUACAAAAAAUAGCUGCUUUAGGAAAAUUAAGAGUAUUUAUCCAGUCAUUUCCAAAUUAAUAAAGAUGAAAAGUAAGAUACUCAUUAGACUGAAUUGGAAACAUUUUGUUAUUCUCGAUUUGCCUUUGAAAUACAAAGUUCUUAGUGAUGCCUACAAUAUGUGAGGCUUCCUCUUUGGUGUGAUGUCACUGACCUUCUUAUGUGAUGAAGGUGAAAUCACUUGUCAAUGCAAACUGUAUUAGAAGUUGAUGAAAUAAAGCUUUGAGUUUGAGAAAUAAAGAUAUAUU